AUGAUCAGGAACAUGGAUCUGCUGCCUGCUGACCUGGAGCGAGUGGUGAAUUGUGAGGCUGUGAAGCUGGGCAAAAGCCCCGGCAGCAGCAGCUCUGUGAUGUUGACCCCUGUAUCUGAGGUGUCCUCCAUGGAGCUGGCCAUCCUGUCCCCUGGGCCCCAGGGAGAGGUGUCCCCCUCCUCACAGGCCUCAGAGAGCGGAGCCUCAGACAACAGUGGCCCCGAGCAAGGCCCAGAGGCCCCUGGAACAGCCCUGGAGGCAGGCAGCCAGCCGGACACUUCCAGCACAGAGGGGGGUGAGGAUGACAAGGACCCCAAGAGGAUCAAGCCACACCUCCACUGUCCCGUGUGCAAGGUCACGGUCAACUCUACAUCCCAGCUGGAGGCACACAACAGUGGUACGAAGCACAAACAAAUGCUGGAGGGCCAGAGCGUCCAGCCGCGGCGCCGGGGGAAGAUGGCGGGGGCUGGGGGGCGUUCGGCCUGCAAGAGCAAGCGCCUGGGCACCAAGGGCAGCGUGGGGGUGCCCAGCAAGAACUUCCACUGCGAGCACAUGAACAGCAGGAGACACAAGGACCGUCUGGCAGGAAAGCCCCCCAAACCCAAGUUCAGUCCCCCACAACAAGAGCCAGCCUACCUCCAGCUUAUCGACUGUGAGAUGGGCUGGGUAUGCAGGCGGGGCCGUGUCUGCAUGAAGAAAAUGUUCAGCCAGUACAACCUCACCUCUCUCUCUACUCAGGUGAGUGGCAGGCAGGGACAGGGGAGACGUGGGCUGUCAGGGAUACAGCUGGCUUAACCACUGGAACUGGC
Salvelinus sp. IW2-2015 is the source of this 809-nucleotide messenger RNA. NCBI's taxonomy places the organism in Eukaryota, Metazoa, Chordata, Actinopteri, Salmoniformes, Salmonidae. The record is from RefSeq and is a predicted model, not a curated record.